Messenger RNA from Haliotis rubra (blacklip abalone), 4150 nucleotides. RefSeq lists its product as uncharacterized. The record is from RefSeq and is a predicted model, not a curated record. The transcript is spliced from 4 exons. Bases 368 to 961 code for a protein of 197 amino acids. Gene Ontology annotation, molecular function: serine-type endopeptidase inhibitor activity. NCBI's taxonomy places the organism in Eukaryota, Metazoa, Mollusca, Gastropoda, Lepetellida, Haliotidae.
CUAUACACGCCCAUUCCACGUUAAAGUGAACAACUGGUGGGACCAUUGCAACCCGUCGCUGUCCCUACCAAUCUUCUCCGCCUCUUACGGUGGACAGCCCUGCCAUUGACAGAUCAGCAUCAUCCACAAUCAGUCUCGUAUACAGUGCUGCUAAACCCAUACUGUACGAACUAGAACUAUUUCAGCAGAAAGAUACAAGUUCAAUUCGUGGAAGCAAAAAUACCUUUAAUCUGUGCGUGUCGUAACAGAUAUUCCAUUAAAAAGAGGUGAAAUUUCUGAACUAAGACGAGGGAACGCAAUCUCAGCAGGCCAUCUGGAAAAGAGUUGUGAAAUCGUGACCCACACUGAGAUCUGAUAGAAGAGAACCAUGCGGAACAUUACCUAUAUGUGUGCCUUGUUGAUGGUGUGUGUGGCUUCUCCGACGCCAAUACAUACAUGGAAAUGUGAGGCUCCCAAGCCACCUGACCACGGCUUCAUUGACGGCACUGACUUCAGUCUCGGCGCCACUGUGCACGUGCGAUGUGAUGAAAGCUACUAUUUGGUUGGUGCGUCGGUGAUCACGUGUGUGGCUGUACCGGAUCCUUUUCAUAAACACGUGCAGUGGGACCCCAUAGGACAAUGGGAAUGCAAACCGAGGAAACGAAUGCAGAGUGAGAACGAAUUACAGUACAAAUUUAUUCCCGAGCAAGCUGUCUCCCUCGAUGACUAUGAACCUAAAUAUGGUCAGUUCGGAUCUGGACCUUAUACUGACCCCAAAGUUACGACUGGUCCUGAAGGUUUAGACGAGCGGUGUACAUUACCGAAGAUUGUCGGAACAUGCCGAGCUGCAUUUCCGAGGUAUUAUUUCAAUAUGGAGACGAUGGAGUGUGACAGGUUCAUUUACGGCGGUUGUGAUGGAAACAGCAACAAUUUUAAAACUUUUGAAGAGUGCCAGCGUUACUGUUCAGUAAACAGCGCGUGAUGGAUAUACUAGGCUUAUUACUGCCACAGGUCAUAAUAAUAUGACCGGUUAUACCAAAGAGACAUUUUGAAUAGUUAAUGGUUUAGAAUCGGGUGAUAUUGUAUUCAUGCACUCAUGUGCAGUCACACGUGCAAUUUCGAUAUUUGGUCAUCACGUGUACUAUGACGUCAUACGUGUUGUGACGUAAAUGUGCAUGCAGAUUCUGUGAUGUGAGAAUGGUUAUGGAUAUAUCGUGUCAUGUUGUUGCGUACAUGGAGGCUGUCUGAAGACUGUUUCCAUAUUUGUCAUUUUCUGGAUUCGGGUACGGUAUUUCUGGUGCACCCGCCGUGAUAUUGCUGAAUAUAUUGCUAAAAGCGGCGUAAACCUAAACUCAUUCACUAACUCACUCACACACUCCGGUAGGCCACAUCAGCCUUAACAUGGUGUCUGUACGCAUCCCGUGUCGCAUAGCUGACAUAUUGCCCAAUUUAACUAUCAAAAAAACACUCUUUUAGAUUCCUCGUAAACUUGCGGUCCUCGUCAAAGUAGUCAGAAUGUGUGGAUAGUUGCUCCGAAAAACAAUGACUGUGUUGUCUGGUCCAGAUUCGAUGACUGUUAGGCCACCGCUGAGUGCAGUUUUAUAGAUAUUACAAAUAUUAAAAUCUAAUGCCGCCAGCAUAUAAAAUACUACAAAAUGUUUCAAUAUAUGAGGACUCUUCAGACAGCCCCCAAACCCGUUCUUUGUUUUUUAACGACAGAUAUACCGUAUUUGUGCAUUCUGUCUGUUUGGACAUUCCGUGCAGAUUUGUGUAUGUGAAUUCCUGGUGUAAUUAGGACGAUUAAACUAGUCUUUUGUGUAGGCAAAGAAAUCACUUUCAGCGUUUACCUAGCAUUAAAUGGAAUCAUGACGGUAGGGGCAUAUUUGGUAGACUCCGCGUUGAACCCUGUUUGUAUUCACGUACUGUGUGCGGCUUGUGUGUGAAUGGUGAAUGUACGUAAGUGCCUUCUGUAAGACAUGUACACGGGUUGUAACACAGGCCAUAAUACUGACGUAUGGUGCUGCUGCUGUGGUUGCCGUUAAUGCCACAUGUGUUGUAUGACCACUAUAAGCAGACUCGUCUUCGCGAUAUUCUCGCCACAAUAGGUCGACGUCGAGAACAGAGUGAAAAUAUCUCGUUAUACCGCUGUCCAGGCAGAUUACGCUACUGCGAAGAGGUCUUAAGAUCCAGAAAUUCUUCAUCAGAACCUGAUCUAUUAGAGGAUUAUUAUGAAAACCAUAUAUUUUGAAAUAUUGUAUUUCGAUAUGAUGAAAACCGACUAUAUGUUAGCAAGCCUGUGAGUAGACGAGAAAACGCCCUUCCAUGACAUUGUUUCAGAAGGCAGUCAUGUGACUGCAGACUAUAGAGCUUAUCUUUUCAUAUGCUUUAUUUACAAUGUGUAAGUAUUUCUGAGAGGUGUGGGCCGAUAUUAGCCAUAUUGUUUCAGACUGUGAACACGUGGCCUCUGUGUUUGGGAAUGGAAACCAUUCAGCUUACAAGAAGGUUUCUCCUCUGUCAUUCGUUGGUCCCCAAACCAACCACCAUAUAGGCGAAACGCAGAGAAAUAUUAUUUCCCAUACCCUUCAAUGUCAUGAACAUUUUGAACGAUCCCUUGACAUAAAUGGAUUAAUCUAAGCCGUUCAGUCUUUGCAUUAAGUUAGUGCUGAUUUGUUGUCCUUUGAUUUGCAUAAAUUGUAUUUGAAUUGUAAAUAGCAAGUAGCUAUAAUGUAUUUAAUUUCAUAUAAUCAAUCAUUUUAUCGGUACUAUUCUCUCAAACAUAUAUUGAACUGCACGCAAAAUAUUCGUAGUCAUUGCAAAAUUGAAUUUGUAUGAGAACAUCAUGUAGUGGUUGUGGUGGGUAUAAUUCUGCCAAUGAAGACUCCCGGCUUGGUGUGUUAAGUUGAUUAGUCGUGACUAACAUGGGUCAGCUUGCACAAAGCGAUCUCAGCUUAAAGACAAUGGUAUCUCCCAUAUAUUGACAUAGAUAGGAUAGUUAUAGCUCUAGGAACACUUUGUGCAAGUUGGCCCUGGGUGCCGUUGUACAGAAGUCUACUGUCCCAAGUCUACGUGAAGGUAUGGGGGUUACGACCACCUUAGUGGUAAGAUCGCUUGUACAACGGUACCGAGGCCUGUUACCCUACGUCCACCCUUGUCCCCCGUGUUGUCAUGUUACACGUCAUCAUGGAAAACAACUUUAUACUGGGUCUCCGCCAUUGUCUUUCUCGUCAGGGAGGGAAGCUGGGGUGACUUAAAGGUUAAGGCUCUGGCUCAUCACGGUUGGAUUUCCCCUUUGGAUAUUACGUAUGAAGUCCGUUUCAGUCUCUUUCUGGGAUGUUUCGUAAAUGGGCUUUAAAGUAUAGUUAAAGGCACAUAGCAAAUGUGUCAGCCAAUAUAGAACAGGCUAGGAUUAUAUUAAGUGUGUUACGGUGUACUGAUAUGGUUAAUAUCAAAUGACACUAGUGGAGAAUGUAUUUAUAAUUAAAUUGUUUUGAUGAGAAGUGAGCCGCAAAUGACCAUAUCGUGAGGGCGGCCAAUAAAAAACUCCUGCUGAAGAUAUGCAAACACAGCCGUCUUUGUCAAUGUCCUAUGGAAACCAGUAUUGGAUGAUAAAGGAUUAUUCACCCUAAAAUAAAAUGUAUUUCUUAAUGCACUUUGUGAAAACUGUUACAGUUGAAAGUAUGUGUUACUAGUCAAGAAUAUGAAAUAUGAGUUUGUUAUGACCAGAUCGAUGUAGACUUAUAUAAAUAGCCGUUUUACAAGAGGAACGUUCAAAAUCCUAUGUUGGUUUCAGUGCGUUUCUGCAGUUUUAAUUAUGGUUUAAGAAGACAAACGAACGUGUUUCAGCAUUUGCUCUGAAUGUCGAAAUGCAAAUGUUGUAAUAAGCUAUCUUGUAAGUUCUGCAUGUAAAUAGAUGUAACUGUUAUCUCUUAAACAAAAUGCAAUAUUGCAAUAAUGUUAUCCAAUAUUUCCAUGGUGCCAAAGUAUGUACAUUGAUGUAUAUUUGAUUACUCGUGACCAGUGUGUAUACGUUGUGUAAUCAUCGCCUGUAAGUGUACAUUGUCUAUAUGUCAUUGUUUAUGUACAGAUGAAUAUCAAAAUAUUAUUUAAUUAUAUGAUGUGUCGCUGCAAAAUUACAUCUUUUCAUGUUAUUAAAAAUAAAGUCAUAAUUCUA